Molecule: messenger RNA, 1404 nt
Organism: Drosophila takahashii
Lineage: Eukaryota; Metazoa; Arthropoda; Insecta; Diptera; Drosophilidae
Product: putative N(4)-(beta-N-acetylglucosaminyl)-L-asparaginase GD10667
Biological process (GO): protein deglycosylation
Cellular component (GO): cytoplasm; lysosome
Molecular function (GO): asparaginase activity; N4-(beta-N-acetylglucosaminyl)-L-asparaginase activity; beta-aspartyl-peptidase activity
Source: RefSeq, a predicted model, not a curated record
AAAAUGGUUAGGACUCUUUCAGAGGGUAUAUCACAACAAACAGAUAAGAAAACAUCGUUGUGAGGUUAUACUGCUAGCAUUUAAAUGCAGUUCUCGACCGAUUCCCAGGCAGUACCAGAGUAGACUGCGAAUUGACCAACGCCCACUAGUAAAAACCUCUUGAAUUCACCAUGAAAAGGCACUUGGCAGGAUGCCUUUGGUUUUUCUGUUUGGCGUCUAUGGCGAUUUCCAUACUGGCGGAGACGACUACUUCGUCCAAACCAACGGUGGCAUCGGCGUUUAGCUCCAAAUCCACAACGCCUGGGGUUUCCAAUGGGACAAAGGGUGAGCUGCUGCCCAUGGUGAUCAACACCUGGAACUUCACGGCUGCCAAUGUGUUGGCCUGGCGCAUCCUGAAGCAGAGCAGGGGAGGCCUCCGGCAGACACGGAACGCCGUGGUGGAGGGCUGCUCCAAGUGCGAGAAGCUGCAGUGCGACCGGACCGUGGGCUACGGCGGAUCGCCGGACGAGUCGGGCGAAACCACGCUGGACGCCAUGGUCAUGGACGGCGGCACCAUGGAUGUGGGCGCCGUGGCUGGCCUGCGCCGCAUAAAGGACGCCAUCAAGGUGGCGAGGCAUGUCCUGGAGCACACGCACCACACCAUGCUGGUGGGGGAUGCGGCCUCCGCCUUUGCCAGCGCCAUGGGAUUCGAGUCCGAGUCGCUGGUCACGCCGGAGUCGAAGGACAUGUGGCAGCAGUGGACGGCGGAGAACUGCCAGCCCAAUUUCUGGUGGAACGUCCACCCCGAUCCCAAGAUCUCCUGCGGCCCCUACAAGCCACGACCCACUCCGCUGACCCGCUGGAAGGAGGACCGUGCCCGCACUGAGUACGAGAUCGGGCGCAAGAACCACGACACCAUCGGCAUGAUCGCCAUCGAUGUGGAGAGCCACAUCCACGUCGGAACCUCCACCAAUGGUGCGCGUCACAAGAUUCCCGGGCGAGUCGGGGACUCCCCGAUUCCGGGUGCCGGUGCCUAUGCGGACAACGAGGUGGGCGCCGCCGUGGCCACCGGAGACGGGGAUGUGAUGAUGCGCUUCCUACCCACGCUCCUCGCCGUCGAGGCCAUGAGGGCGGGAAAGGCUCCGGCUGAGGCCGCCGCAGUGGGCAUCCAGCGGAUUUUGAAGCACCACAAGGACUUUAUGGGCGCCGUCAUUGCCGUGGAUCGGCUGGGAAACUAUGCGGCUGCCUGCUACGGCCUGGACGAGUUCCCCUUCGUGGUCAGUAGUCCGGCAGGACCCAAUGGACCCACGCGAUUGGAAACCGUCAAGUGCAUAGCGGGUCAAGAACAAGUGAAUGUGGUGCCGUUGGAAAGAGGAAAAAUUUAAAAAAUUAUAACCAAAAUAAAAAAUGUUAAUCUAUUGAAUU